Knipowitschia caucasica is the source of this 1461-nucleotide messenger RNA. NCBI's taxonomy places the organism in Eukaryota, Metazoa, Chordata, Actinopteri, Gobiiformes, Gobiidae. The record is from the annotation of a GenBank genome assembly.
AUGCAGAAGGAGGAGAAUCGACCCCCUAUGGAGGAAAAUCGACUCCCUAUUGAGGAGAGGAGGAGGAGGAGGAAGGAGCAUCAGGACUUUCUGUUGGCUGAGAAGAUGAGACGUCAGGAAGAACAGAAUCAAAGGGUUCUGGAGGCAGCCAAAGAAAAGAUAUUGCAGCAGUCUGCUCCAUACAGGGACCUUCAGAGGAUUGUGCUUGUGUCCAAAGUGACCAAGGACAAUCAGGCCCUAUGCCAACUUCAGCAAGAGAAGAAGGCCAGUGAGAAGGCCAACCAGACCGCUGUGUCCGAAUAUUUAGGAGGACAACUCCCAAUAAACAAGGAGGUCCGAAAAUAUGAGCAGCAGAUUGAGGAGCGCAAAGAACGCGAGUGCCAGGCUGCACAUUCUUAUAAUGCCUUGAUUGCGGAAAAAAAGGCUCAAGAGAACAGAUGCACUCCCCAUGUCCCGCCUCCUCAGGUCCAAAAUGAUGAGUGUGCUGACAAAAGAAGCACUAAAAAAGCAACAUAUAAGAUGUAUUUAGAGAGUGUGGAUUUGAAACGCAUACGAAAGCAGAGAGAGCAGCAGCAGAGCGCAGAGACUGAGAGGCAGUGGCGACGCGAGCAGGCCGAGGUCGACGCGCGUCAAGAGGGGUACCUCAAGCAGACGCAAGAAAGAUUCAAACAGCAGCAAGUGCAUCGAGAGGAGGCCACUCUUAGACUGGCUCAAUUAAAGAAAGAGGAGGCCAAGGCUCGCCAAGAUGAGGAGGAGCGAAAACUCCAGGUCUGGCUGUUUGAGCGCAACUUGGAUGACAAGCCGCAGAAAGAGACUGCGAAACAAAUCACAGAGUUCUUGAGCACUCAGGUGGAACACAAACUGCAGGAGAAGAGAGCAGAACAGCUUCGUCAGAUCAACCUCUUGCGGAAGGAGAGAGAGGUGCGAGAACAGGACGAGCUAGAGUCACAGCGCAAACAGGCGCAAAGACGGCAGAAGGCGGAAAACCUGGUGCACUUUAACAGCUCUUUGGUUUCACAGAAAGUAAUUCUGAAGGCACGCCACAAAAAACAGGAGCUAGAGGAGAAGGAGAGACAGGCUCAGAUGAACAUGGACAAAAAACAGCAACAUCUGGAUUAUGUAGAACAGGCCAUCCAAACGGCAGUGGCUGAGGAUCGCAUCAUUCUUCCUCUGCUGGCCCAAAGGCAGCGGUUCGAGGAAGACGAUUGCCUUCACUAUUGUCUAAACCACAAUGUCUAUGCGAUGAAGCACAAGCGGAUGUGUGGGGCCCUCAAGAACAUAGAGAUGGGGCACCUAGGUUCUAGAGUUCAAGAACAGGAGAAAAGAGAGCUGAUGCAUGAGGCAGCCCGACCAGUCAAAGAGGCACAGACUCCACCAGAAAAGGCCCCCAAAGAAAUCCCAGGCUGCAUUCCUGAGCAUCGCCAAAACACACCUCCAAACCUAAAUGUGUUGAGCAGGUGA